This is a messenger RNA of Cheilinus undulatus (humphead wrasse), 3288 nucleotides long. It is a transcript of the gene vps4b, whose product is annotated as vacuolar protein sorting 4 homolog B. Gene Ontology annotation, biological process: vacuole organization; endosomal transport. Bases 360 to 1886 code for a protein of 508 amino acids. The transcript is spliced from 13 exons. Gene Ontology annotation, molecular function: ATP binding; ATP hydrolysis activity. The record is from RefSeq and is a predicted model, not a curated record. Lineage: Eukaryota; Metazoa; Chordata; Actinopteri; Labriformes; Labridae.
UACACAUGCAACAGAUAGUGUCUUACUUGUUCUACGUUUCGUGUUACUGUUACGUCAACGAGAGUCCUUACCUUAGUCAUUUUAGCCUACGUCAGUCUGUUAUGGUUAUUAAAACAUGGCUCAGCAACUUCCAUUGUCUCUGUAACUUGUGCGACAACAAUUAGACGCCGUGACUCACUUGCAGGAGGGUUUCGGCAUUGUUGCCAUUCCUCGGACUGAACAGGCUUCUUUUUCUGGGACGCUCGUGUCAGAGCAGAGGGAGUGAUAAGCAAACAGGAACUUGUUUUACAGUGACAUACAUGAGACAGGCGGGCAACACGGUGUGACUGCUUUGUGUGUUGAUUCUCACAGGACUCUGAAUGGAGCCUACUAAUUUACAGAAAGCUAUUGCAGUGGCACAGAAGGCUUCACAGGAAGAUGAGGCUGGGAACUAUGAAGAGGCCAUCCUCUCCUACCAGCAUGCUGUCAAAUAUUUCCUCCAUAUUAUAAAACGUGAACCACAGGGUAAAGAUGGCAACCAGAAGCUCAGAGAUAAAUGCAAACAAUACCUGGACAGAGUGGAGGAACUACAAGAGUACCUAGACAAGAAAGAGAAAGCAAUUGAUCUUGCCAGCAAGGCAGCUCAGGAGGAUAAAGCUCAGAACUACGAGGAAGCUCUGCAUUUGUACCAAUCUGCAGUUCAAUACUUUCUCCAUGUGGUCAAAUAUGAAGCCCAGGGUGAGAAAGCAAAACAGAGCAUUCGGGCAAAAUGCAUCGAAUAUUUGGAAAGAGCAGAGAAGUUGAAGGAGUAUCUAAAGAAGAAAGAGAAAGGUCCUCCCGCUAAGCCUGUCAAAGAGUCACAGUCUGAUGACAAAGGGAAUGAAAGUGAUGAAGGAGAUGAUCCAGAGAAAAAGAAGUUCCAAAACCAACUCUCAGGUGCAAUUGUCAUGGAGAAACCAAACAUCAAGUGGAGUGAUGUCGCUGGUUUAGAGGGAGCCAAAGAGGCUCUCAAAGAAGCUGUUAUUCUUCCAAUCAAAUUCCCCCACCUUUUCACAGGGAAGAGAACACCAUGGAGGGGGAUCUUGCUAUUUGGACCUCCAGGUACAGGAAAAUCUUAUCUGGCCAAAGCUGUCGCCACAGAGGCAAACAACUCCACCUUCUUCUCCAUCUCCUCAUCUGACCUUGUCUCCAAAUGGCUGGGAGAAAGUGAGAAGUUGGUGAAGAACCUUUUUAGCCUCGCAAGGGAGCACAAGCCCUCUAUCAUCUUCAUUGAUGAGAUCGACUCCCUCUGUGGCUCCAGAAGUGAGAAUGAGAGUGAGGCUGCUCGACGUAUCAAGACAGAGUUCCUGGUUCAGAUGCAAGGUGUUGGGGUAGACAAUGAUGGAAUUCUAGUUCUUGGGGCAACAAACAUCCCAUGGACCCUUGACUCAGCCAUCAGGAGAAGAUUCGAGAAGAGGAUCUACAUCCCGCUGCCUGAAGAGCAUGCUCGCAGCUUCAUGUUCAAGCUCCACCUAGGCUCGACCCCCAACAGUCUCACAGAAUCUGACUUUGUCAGUCUGGGAAAGAGGACAGACGGGUACUCAGGAGCUGAUAUCAGUAUCGUUGUCAGAGAUGCUUUGAUGCAGCCUGUGCGAAAGGUCCAGUCAGCAACCCACUUCAAACGGGUACGAGGUCCAUCAAGGGGUGACCCCAACAUUAUUGUAGAUGACCUUUUGACUCCCUGCUCACCUGGAGAUCCCAACGCAAUGGAAAUGACAUGGAUGGAGGUCCCUGGGGAAAAGUUAAUGGAGCCUGUUGUAUGCACGUCUGACAUGAUGAGGUCUCUGGGCAACACAAAGCCAACGGUCAAUGAACAAGAUCUCGAGAAACUGAAAAAAUUCACAGACGACUUUGGACAGGAGGGUUAGGUGGGAUCGCUGAGCCAAACCAAACCAAAGCAAAGGAAUUCUGAUUGUCUCUCUUUUUUUUUUCUCUCUCUCUGUCUUAUUGUAAUCAUUCACCAGGCCUGAUGGUUUAUCAAACAUAGGCAAGAUUACUGCUCUGUUUUGCCAAUUUGAUAACCACACACGAGGUUGAGGACCUGUUUUAUUAGAUAUUUACCAUUGUCCAAAGACUGAAAGACUUUCCAUCAGCAGCUGACCUUUAAAAUAUCACUAUGAUAGAGGGAAUUAAGUUUGACGUAUGCACUAAAGACCAAAGGUUUGGAUGAGUAGAAUACCCAAGGGACGUACAGAAACUUAUGGCAGAAACACACAACAUUCAAUGCAAGUCAGAUAUUGGAAUUGAGAUAAUUUAAGAUGAGGAUUAGCUGUUGUGUCUUUCUCUUCCAGCCAGAAUAAGUCUUGCUCGGCAAGUAACAUAUCACUUAGAAAUUAUAGAAACAAGCAUUUUAUAAUGUAUACUGUUCUUUGUGGAAUGUUAAAAUUGGGCUGGAGAGGAGUGAAGCUGACUUCAUAGGAUCAGCAGGCAUGAAAUGUCAUUAAUGUCUUGAUGUGGAAGACAUUCAAAUUCUCAGGAUGAGAGCUGCAUCACAGGACCUGUGUAAAUUAGGGUUCUUCACUCAGUUUCUUUCUAAAUGACCAUUGUAUUUGUGGACUCAGUCGUUAGAAUUAAAAAUUGUCUUCAAGGGUUGAUCACCAAUGGUGCCAGACCAACAUAACUUUACAAGGACCCAAUAGCUUUGAAUACCAUUCUUUCUUAGCUCACAGUUUUCUUCUGCAAUCUACUUUUCAUAUACUUUUUGUUACUAUCCCAAGGCUUUGCUGAUUAAUACUUAAUAUACAAACUGCAAAAAACUAAGCCUUAUAUAAAGAUAAAGUCACAUUGCAAAGUUUAUGAAAACAAAACUGAGGUGUUGAAGUGGGAAUACUGUUGGCUCAUGUAAAGGGAUCAUCUUCUUGUAUACUUCUACUACAUAGGAAUGCAUCUCCAAGCAUGAGCUAUAUAUGUAGCCAUAAGUGGCAGUGUGCAUCAUGUGCCUUCUAGAAAAGCUUGCAAGAUUCUUUUUAUGUGCUUAUUUCUAAAUCGAUUAUACUGCAUAUGUAACCAGUGCUUUGUCACUACACCUAAGUCAUGUAUAAUACUUGCACAUUUCAUGUAAGCUCUCAAAGAGACUGUAUACAGCUGUACUCUUCUAUUCAUAAGGUGUGAAAACUGUCCAAGUUUUGUUGGGGAAGAUUUUUUUUCUUUUCUGUAAAUGUCUUUACAUAUACACAACAGCAUUUUAUUUUGUGUAAAAGGUCGCCCAGUCAUACGAUUCUGUUUUCCAUUUCUGUAAUGUAAAUAAAAGUUGUAGCUACAUAAUAAAAA